Schistosoma turkestanicum is the source of this 2283-nucleotide messenger RNA. The record is from the annotation of a GenBank genome assembly. Lineage: Eukaryota; Metazoa; Platyhelminthes; Trematoda; Strigeidida; Schistosomatidae.
AUGAUGUUAAUAUCGACCAUCAAUACUAAACAUUUAGAAUAUUUAUACAAAGAUUUCAGAACAGUACAUCAAGCAUUUUAUAACAACAAUGAUCAGUGUAUCAAUCGGUCUAUUCAAAGAAUGAUAGGAGUUUAUAUUAAUCCUGUAAACUUAUUAGAAUAUUCUCAAUCAAAUUUUUCAUAUGAUAAUGAGCCUAUUCAGAGAAAUACUCAACAUUUCUUUGCACAAACUAAUUAUCCAGACAAUGCAACAUUUGUUCGUAAUCAAUUUCAAAACUGUUCCAUAAAGAAUGAAUACUACUGUCUUCGCUAUGACCUUGAAACAAAACAAUGGAAAACGUAUUAUCAUUUUAAACAAAGAACACCAACAUUCAAUCAACAAAUGAAAAUUACGAAGUCAGUAAAUCAAUCAUUGACACAUCAUGUUUUUCUAACAGUGAAAUAUCCAGACAAGUAUUAUAAUAAAAUGUCUUCCAAUAUUCCCGUAGAAAAUAUUCAAGACCAACAACUUCGACACUUUUAUCAUUCGAAUUUUAAUCAACUGAAUUUAUUUCCUACUUCACAUUCAUCAUAUCAUCUAGCGGAACAUGUUGACACUGCCAGUCAAAUGAUGCUCACAUCACAUUUUAGUCAAGAUCAAUUAAAACAAUUGAGAGACAGUCAAAGUAAACAUUCCAGAAUACUGAAGAAUUACUUGGAGCAAACAAUUAGAAAUCGUAUUGGUAAUAGUAGUAAUAAUAACACUAUCUCAACUUAUACAAUGAAUCUAAAUGGACACGGUCAUUCAGUACGAAUGGAUCAAAAGCGUAUUUUUAUAAUCGAUCAUCCGCCUCCACCACCAUCAUCAUCAACCAUUUCAGUACCAGUGACAGUCAACAGAUCGGCUACAUCGAUUCACGAUAUUCCACAUUCAUUAACAAGUGAAUUAUUAUCAAAUAAAGGAGACAAAAGAGGCAAUGGAUACAACUAUGAUAAUAAUAAUAAUAACAAUAAUCCAAUUUUAAGUUUUCAAUAUGUUGAGCCACAUACAAUCGAGUUGCUUGUUGUUGUAACAGAAAGUAUGAAAAAACAAUUUGGUCCAUUUAUUAAUGAAUAUCUUCUUUCCACUAUGACUACGGUUUCAACACUUCUUCGACAUCCAAGUUUAAAAACUUCAAUUCAGCUAAGUAUUGUAGAUAUUAUACUUUUGGAUCCUAUUUAUGCACGUAGACAUAAUCUUGAAGAUUGGUUAAACAGUAAGCAAGAACAAGUUAUGGCUAGAUUUUGUAAAUGGGUUAAUCGACUUAGAACGCCAACUUACACAUGGGAUUCGGCGAUUUUACUAAAUGUUGGACAUUUCAAAUCUACCGCACUCGGAGUAGCACAUUAUCGAUCAAUGUGUAAUCCAGAAAGUUCAUGUUUAGCUGUACUUGAUCGAGGAUUUGGAACGGGACAUAUAAUAGCACACGAACUUGGACAUCAGCUAGGUGCUAAGCAUGAUUUCGAAUUAAAUUCUGGCUGUGGAUUAGAAGAACAAAAUCAUCAUUUGGCUGAUUUGCCUGGGAAGAACAAUGCUCAUGAUUUAAAGUUAGGCACAUAUCCUUAUUAUCAGCCCGGUGAUGAAUGGGACUAUAGAGAUAACUAUCGUAAUCCAGAUGUUCAUCAAUAUGAAUUUAUUCGACGCGAUACUAUCAUGUCUGGUACAUUAUAUUUUGAUCAAUUUCCAUUAAGAUGGUCUGCAUGUAGUCGACAAGCUAUACAUUUAUUUAUAGAAUCAGAUGCUGCUAAUUGUUUAAGACAAUUAAAUUCUCAUACAACAUUUUAUUCAGCUGAAAAAUUAACUAGUCAGUCUGUGGAUAAUCGUCCAGGGCAAAUUUUCUCACUAGACCAACAAUGUGAAUUUGUAUUAAAAACUAAAGGAACACAAUUCUGUGGUCAAGUGCUUCCAGUUUGCCAUCAGCUCUACUGUCAGGACAGUGAACAUAAAUCAUGUCUACCAAUGGAAGCAGCUUGGGCUGAGGGAACAAUAUGCGGGGAAAAUAAAUGGUGCAUUCAAGGACAGUGUGUUCCCACUGAUGAAAAUCCAACUCCAUUAGAUGGGAAUUGGGGUGAAUGGGGAUCAUGGUCACAAUGUUCACGUAGUUGUGGAGGUGGAAUACAAUUUUCCGAACGUGAAUGUAAUAAUCCUGAACCUCGAAAUGGUGGUAAUUUUUGUCAUGGGACGCGAACUAGAAUGAGAUCAUGUGGAAAUGAGGUAGGAUUUGUUAUUCCAAUAGCUUUAUAUAUGUGUUAUACUAAUUUUUAA